UAACAACAACAACAAAAUAUUUAUUUUAGUGGCAGAGAACCAAAAUGAGUGAAAAUAAAUCAUUGAAUACAUUUAUUAUACACCCCGAAAUUGAACCAGGUGUAAUUGACAAUGCAAUGAUAACGAGAUGCAUACUUGAAUAUGGUCCAACCGAGGAAGCUGGAAGACUAUUCGCUGAAGAAGGAGUUCACUUAGACGAAGCACCAAUAGUUAGAUUAGAGUUUCAAAACAUACUGAGAAUUGAUCACCUUUGGAUGCUUAAAUCACUUCGCAAACUUACACUGGCUCACAAUUUAAUUGAAAAGAUCGAAAAUUUGGAACAGUUAACAGGUCUUAAUGAACUAGAUUUAUCUUUCAACAAAAUAGAGAAAAUUGAAAACCUUGAAGCUCUGGUUAACAUAGAAAUAUUGACGUUGUUUCACAACAAAAUCAGGAAGUUGGAGAAUAUGGAAACAUUAGAAAAACUUCUCGUCUUUAGUAUUGGUGAUAAUCUCAUAGAAGACUACAAAGAGAUGGCAUACUUACGGCAAUUUCGUUUUCUUCGUUCCGUCAGCUUUAAAGGUAACCCAUGUUGUGACGAUCCAAUGACAAACGCGUUUCUCAAAUCAGCUUUGGUUCGAGUAAGCUACUUAGAUUAUAAACUUAUAACAGACGAGGAGAGAGAAAAUGGAGCAGUAUUAUUCCGUGGAUUGCUUCAUCGAUUGGAUGAGGCAGAUGAUAAGUCAGAGAUUGCAAGACUAGCAAAAGAAGAAUAUGAUGCCAAAGUGGAGUUCUACGCGCUUUCGUUUGUCGAAUAUCUGAGUGGGCCGGAGUUACUUGAGUCGAUGUUCGAGAAGGACCCGGAUGGCGCUCUGCUAUUGCAGCUCGGUGGAGAACUGUUGGGCUUCUAUGAACAAUAUAAAGAAUUAUACGUUGAAACGAUGUCUGGUCUGGUCGAAUUUGCUCAAGAAGCGUAUAAUGCCAGACAAAAUGAAGUGAAACUUUUUAAGGAUCUCGUAGACAAUGCAUUAGAGGAUAGUGUCAAGAGAAGUAAAGUUGUCGUGGAUGAAUUUCAAGAAAAGAAGAAACCACUGAUGGACCAGAUGAACGAAAUAAUCGGUAAAGUGACAGCUAAGCAAGCGACCUUAGAGCAAAUGGAGACAAAUAUUAUCGACGCGGGAGAAAGUUUUAACGAUAUUGUCUAUGACCUAUGGAAGAAGUUGAUGACGAUUGAAAUGCAGUUAUAUGAACAAUGUGAGGAGUCCCGAGUACAAUUUGCGGUGAACUUGACAGAGAUGAUAACAAAACUUCUGGAGGCUUCCAGAAAUGCAUUCGGAGCGUGGCGUGAGCACGAAGGGAUAUGGUCAAUGCGACAGUUCGAGACACUCUCGAAACUAUUAGGGAAUAAAGUUAUGCUGGGAGAUGCCCCGCCUGCGCUCUUUGAAAUAAUGAUGGACCGUGAUCUGAUGAUGAACUUGGUUGCCCAGUCCUCGGACAAUCACAUGAGGUUCAUUGACGACCGAGAAGACCGUCUAACGACCCGUGCUAACAAUUGGCGAGAUGAGCUGGUACAGGGCGCUAAUGAUAAUGAAAUAAAACGGAACCGCGACAGAAUUCUGGAGAUCUACUACUUCAUAGACAACCAAAGAGAAGAAUGGACUGACAUGCAGAUGAGUAUGACAGAGACAGUUGACCCCGAAACUGCGGCAUUACUGGCAGAUGAAUUUUAAUGUAGUAUUUAUACUAAAUAUAUAAUAAUAUAGUAUUUUAUAAA
Molecule: messenger RNA, 1753 nt
Organism: Leptidea sinapis
Lineage: Eukaryota; Metazoa; Arthropoda; Insecta; Lepidoptera; Pieridae
Product: dynein regulatory complex subunit 3-like
Exons: 9
Coding region: 45-1709 (554 amino acids)
Molecular function (GO): protein binding
Source: RefSeq, a predicted model, not a curated record